Phanerochaete carnosa HHB-10118-sp is the source of this 3694-nucleotide messenger RNA. RefSeq lists its product as uncharacterized. NCBI's taxonomy places the organism in Eukaryota, Fungi, Basidiomycota, Agaricomycetes, Polyporales, Phanerochaetaceae. The coding region runs from base 684 to 3437 and encodes 917 amino acids. The transcript is spliced from 9 exons. The record is from RefSeq and is a predicted model, not a curated record.
GACCCGCCAUGUCUGCACUAGGCUCUCCCCCUCCGCAGGCGGAUAUAAAGACCUACGUGCUAAGGUCAGCCACCCCUGCGUCGAACGAGAAAGUCCUGCUGUACCUGGAGGGCAUGCAGAAUGUACAGCCCGACAACGACGACAUAGACCGUUUUGAAGAAGCCCCUCCUUCCGAUGCUGGAUCCCGCGUCAGCUCGCAUAAACCUCGCUCACAGACGUCGCGCAAAUCCCGUUCUCAGGUGUCUCGAUCUCAAGUCUCCAGACGCAGCCGCGAUCCCGGCAUCGAAACCAUCGAGGAGAUCAGAUCCGACCUUCAGGAUCACGAGCAGAGCGAGAUGGCAAAGACCAUACCCAUUCAAUCUGAGGCUGCUGGCGCCAACCAAGAACACGGACAGUUUCUGGAGCCCCCGGACUAUCGUGUGAGGAAGAAGUUCGAGUCUUACCAGACGGAUCAGACUUGGGGGAACAGCGGUCCCAUACCAGGGACCGAGCCCCGUGUACGGGAGAAAUUCCAGUCGAAACAGACGAUACACACGUUUGGCUUCACGGCCUCCGAUCCGCCGUCUCUUCACCCUUCUGACGAGGAUCCUGUGUCUCCGCCAGGGCAGAGACCAGACGCUGGGCAGUGGUCCAGUCCCAUUACCGCUGCUGGUAUUGGGCUUCCUCCGUCCGUUGCUAGUCCAAUGUCAAGUAGACCCCAUAACCCCUUCCAGGAGUUUGGCAUGACAUCUGCAUUCGGUCCCGUUGACCCCUACGAGCCCGUGCACAUUCAGUCAAACGGGGCUAUAUCUCCGAAGGCGACGUCGCGUACCAUGUCCCCGGCGGCUCGAUCUGCCGCGACCACUCGCUACCCGCCAUUACCCGACUCUACCAUGUCUCCCGGACGAACUAUGUCUCCAAAUGUUGUCUACGACAUGGAUAGAAGACAUACGAAGACACCAAGUAUUGCUCCGAGCGAAAGCGCGUCACAAGUUCCGAAAGCGAGGAGAGAAAGGGAGAGGGAGCCUUCAGUCAAGCCUGCGAGAAGUGAAGUUGAACCACGAAGUGGCGGGUCCCGAGGGGAACGAAGUCGCGUCGAAGGAUCCAAUCUCGCGAGAUCACAAGCUGCUCCUGUGUCUCCUCCCGCGCGAUCCCAAGCUGCUCCUAUGUCUCCUCCCGUGCGAUCCCAAGCUGCUCCUAUGUCUCCUCCCUCACGAUCACAGGCUGCUCCCAUGUCUCCUCCCUCACGAUCACAGGCUGCUCCUAUGUCUCCUCGUUCCCAAGCUACCGCGCCACCCCCGAUGCAAAUGCCCAUAUCUCCGCGGAGCCAGGCAUCGCGUCCCCCAGCAGCACCGGUUCUUUCUCCCGCGCGCUCGAACCGCACCAUCCCGCCCUCUGCCAUCGCGGCUGCGAACGCGUACUACAGCGUGCAGAGCCCCGAACCCAUCCCCAUCCCUAUGCCUGCUCCUGUCAUUGAGCCGCCUUCGGAACCCACCCCAAUCCAGUCCCGCCCUGCUUCUCCCGCUCAUGACCUCACAAGCGAAGAGCAGAAGCUUGUGGACAACUUCUUCACUCACACAGGCACACUGCGCCCGGUUCCCACCGGUGGGACGAUGCCUGGUGAGAUGAGGACGAGCUACGCCCCGAGUGCAAUGGCACCGAGCACUCUUGGACCGGAGGUCGUGAACAGCCACUAUCAUGACGGCGAGCUGUGCCAGCUCUUGCAUGCGCUGGACCAGCCGAUGGCAGAGCCUGUGAAGAAGGCCGUCAGGAAGGCCGUCAGAGCUAGGGUUAAGAAGUUGGGAAUGAAGUACGACAACAAGUCGAUAGAACAGUAUAGGCGAUCGUACCACGACCACGACCCGUCUGUGCACCUUUCGCCAGCCCCUCCCUCUGUCCCUCCUCCGGCGGGUCCCGAUCCUCAAGUGCUCGCAGCACAGCUUGCAGCAGCGUCCUUCGAGGAGCCGCCCACCUGGGCGCAGAACCUUCUGGACAACGUGAUUCACCUCACCGCGAAAGUUGACCAGGUGGACACCAAGGUCGACCGUGUCGUAGAGAUGCGAGGCUCCCGCCGCGGCGGCUCGGUGGCCGACAGCCAGUACGACAGCCACCACCGGCGGGAGCGCGAGUAUGUGCCGAGCCAGAGCGAGUUGAACCAGACGAUGACGGUGAUGCAACCGCAGACGGUCAUGACCGAGGGGGACGACGACAUGUACACGGAGCCGAGGCACGAGCAGCCGCACCUCCACAUGCACCACCCAGGAGCGCACUUGCAUGACGAGGACGAUUACUACGACGAGGACGACGGCGCGCGCGGGACGACGCAGCUUGAGGGUGAGGUAGAGGCCGACAUGUCUCGUGGCGGCCUGCCGAGCGACUACAGCCCCGGGCAGCAGUACCUCGAGGAAGAGCUCUACAAGCUCCGCGUCAAGCCGCAUACAGGCGCCGCGAGUCAAAGCGGCGCGACGCACAAGACUUGGGAGGUUGCGCGCGACGACGGCGGAGACUUCCAUGACGAGGGCGACACCCAAGCUGCUGUCACCGAGUCGGGAUUGCCCGAGAUCCCUGACGCGCACACCGCUGGAGCAUACACAGAGCGCAGCCUCCCACCUCUGCCCAGCGGGGGGUCUACCUCCGGCGGCCCGCCGCAGGAUGAGCAGCUGUUGCACCCGCAGUGGCCGACGGCGUAUCAACCCGAGCAACAGGGGCCGCCGCCGUGGCAGCGGAUCCACCAGCGGCUGCUGAGCUGGGCGAUCGUGUGGCCGAUGAGCGAGCUCGAGCACGCGCUGAACAGCACGACGCGCGGGCGCCAGGUAGACGAGAUCGCGCUGAGCAUCUGGUCGACGCAGAGCUACAAGCGCUACGUGCGCACGAAGAUGACCGAGAGCCCGCCCGAGCGCGUCGACCGCCUGUUCGUGCCGCCGAACAUGGCCGAGGCGAUCAGCACCGCGGUGUACAACGGCAGGCACGGCGACGCGUGCGGGAUGCUCAGGGACUUGUGGGCGCCCUUUGGGCUCGAGGGCAUGCCGAGGCUGUUGGUCGUGCUUGCGAAGCAUAGGAACGACGACAACCAUUGGGUCGUACACCGCUUCUCUCUCCCUGAUGGAUCCUUGACCACUUACGACACCUACCCUGACAAGUCCCUGCCCGACGGCCGGCCUCUGGGCUGGUGGUUCGCCAUCCGCCUCGCCUGGCCCGACACUGUCUACCCGAACCCCGAGCGGCUCAUCCAGAAAAUGGUGCGGCUGCACCGUCCGAUGCAGCUCGCGAUCGACAACUCCGUCGCCGCCGCCGGCAUCUGGCGGAACCUCUUGAUGGGCUCGCGGGCCGAGCGCAGCCUUGACCUGGAGCGGCUCCGGGACUUGAUCAACCAGGAGGUGAAGAACCUGCGCCAGAGGAAGGUCCUCGGGAAGCUGUCCGUGAGCAGUCCGAGGCCGAACUGGGAGGACAUGCAUUGAGACCUUGACCUUUCUUCUUUACGAACGAGACGAAUUCACGACGAAUCUUUUGGGAUGUAUUCACGGGUAGAGUUCGGUAGGAUGUUUGUAUUUGCUCUUUUGCUUUCGAAGUGGACAGUGACAUUCCGUCUCAUGCUGUUGCUGAUGACGAAGAUGCUGAGAUUAUUUCUGUUUGUAAUUUCCACGUAGUCGUACGCUACAUUGCUGUAGUAGUCAGGAGACCUUUUUCGCUUUCAAUGUACCAGGACGCUUUCAAU